CGGCUCCCCGGGCCCCCUCGCUCCUCCCCUCAGGCCCCUCCGAGCGCCGCGGGUGCUUCCCUCCGGCCGCUUCGCACUCUCCCACCUCGCAGGCACGCUGCUGGUUGUGCCGCCAUGCCCCAGCCACAGGCUGUCCACGGGCCUAGGCGCGGCGGCCCGAGAUAGGGUCCCCUCAGCCUCCCGGGGGAGGAGAGAGGCAGCGAGCCGCGCGCUCCGCCCCCUCCCCCCGGGCUGUCGCCGCCGCCGCCGCCGCCACCUCGCCGCCUCAGCCUGGCGGGGAGGAGGAGGAGGAGCACCAGGCCUCCGGGCCCCGGCACCGCCGCCCUCAGGACAUUUCUGAUUCAUUUGCAUCCUUGAAGAGCAUCUGUAGAAGAGGAAGGAAAAGAUGGGUGUGAAAACAUUUACUCAUAGCUCCUCUUCCCACAGCCAGGAAAUGCUUGGAAAGCUUAAUAUGCUGCGGAAUGAUGGACAUUUUUGUGAUAUCACAAUUCGUGUCCAGGACAAAAUCUUCCGGGCACAUAAGGUGGUACUAGCAGCUUGCAGUGAUUUCUUUCGCACCAAACUUGUAGGCCAAGCAGAGGAUGAGAACAAGAAUGUGUUGGAUUUGCAUCAUGUUACAGUGACUGGCUUUAUACCCCUUUUAGAAUAUGCUUACACAGCCACUCUGUCAAUUAACACAGAAAAUAUCAUUGAUGUUCUAGCUGCAGCCAGCUAUAUGCAAAUGUUUAGUGUUGCUAGCACCUGCUCAGAGUUCAUGAAAUCAAGCAUUUUAUGGAAUACACCCAACAGCCAACCAGAAAAGGGUCUAGAUGCUGGACAAGAAAAUAACUCUAACUGCAAUUUUACUUCUCGAGAUGGAAGUAUUUCGCCUGUGUCUUCAGAGUGCAGUGUGGUAGAAAGAACCAUUCCUGUCUGCCGAGAGUCCCGGAGAAAGCGCAAAAGCUACAUUGUUAUGUCUCCUGAAAGUCCUGUAAAGUGUAGCACGCAAACAAGUUCUCCCCAAGUAUUGAAUUCUUCAGCUUCCUACUCAGAAAAUAGAAAUCAACCAGUUGACUCUUCUUUAGCUUUUCCCUGGACUUUUCCUUUUGGAAUUGAUCGAAGGAUUCAGCCUGAUAAGGUUAAGCAGGCAGAAAAUAACCGGACUUUAGAAUUACCUGGCCCAUCUGAGACAGGGAGAAGAAUGACUGAUUAUGUGACUUGUGAGAGCACAAAAACUGCCUUGCCUCUGGGUACUGAAGAAGAUGUCCGGGUCAAAGUAGAAAGGUUAAGUGAUGAGGAGGUCCAUGAGGAAGUGUCUCAGCCCGUCAGUGCAUCUCAGAGUUCACUGAGUGAUCAGCAGACAGUGCCAGGAAGUGAACAAGUCCAAGAAGACCUUCUGAUUAGUCCACAGUCUUCCUCCAUAGGCUCAGUAGAUGAAGGCGUCACUGAAGGGUUACCUACACUUCAAAGCACUUCUAGCACUAAUGCUCAUGCAGAUGAUGACGAUCGAUUGGAAAAUGUUCAGUAUCCCUACCAACUCUACAUUGCUCCUUCUACCAGCAGUACAGAACGACCAAGUCCAAAUGGUCCAGAUAGACCUUUUCAGUGUCCAACUUGUGGGGUACGAUUCACCCGUAUUCAGAACCUAAAACAGCACAUGCUCAUCCACUCAGGAAUUAAACCAUUUCAGUGUGACCGCUGUGGGAAAAAGUUCACCAGGGCUUACUCGCUAAAGAUGCAUCGCCUAAAGCAUGAAGUGAUUUCCUAGUACCGGACUACUUAAACCAGGAGCAAGAAGAGACCCUUGUUCAGUAUGAUCUUGGAGAACACAGUUUUGAAAGCAGCUCCUCUGUUCAAAUGCCUGUAAUUUCGCAGGUCUCCUCGACCCAGAAUUGUGAAAACACUUUCCCCUUGGGGUCUCUUGGUGGGCUGGCAGAAAAAGAGGAAGAAAUGCCAGAGCAGCCAAAGACCAGUGCUUGUACUGAGGCAACCAGAGAUGACCCCCCAAAAUCAGAGCUGUCUUCUAUAACCAUUGAGUAAUUUCAUGGUUUGGCUUCAUUUUUGGUUUUUGGAAAGUGCCUGUGCUUGGUCUUGUACAUUUAAAUUUAAUUUAAUUUUUUAAACAAAAAAGGGUUUGGGAAAGAAUUUCCCUUUUUACUUUGUAAGCCCCACAAUUGAUGUUUUAUUUUUCAUGACUGAGAGAUUGCUUCUGUAAGUGCACAAUAACAUGAUGUUGAAACAUAAUUGAAACCAUGAAACUUAAGGAGAACCAGUUGACUUAAGGCAUAUAUCAGUUUCUUCUUCUAUUAUUAAAAAUAGGCUAACGAGAUCAUUAGGUAAAGAAGAAUUCAGACGAUUGUUGACCUUCUUGAGAAGAAAGGGUACACCAGAAACAAAUUACUGAACAGAAUUUGACAGGUAGCCUGAAUAGAUGUUUACUCCUAUUCACAGGACAUUGUACAAUAUUUUGUAAAGCCUGUUGGUUUUGGAAAUAUUUACGGUAAGCUUUCUUAAAAAUUAUUAGGGUAAAUAGUUCUGAAAUCCAAUGUACUCUUUUUUUUUUUUUUAAGCUUUGCCAUUUCUAUUAUUUUUCAUGGUUAAAAUUUGGUGUUGGGAUAGGCAUUCCCUGAACUUUUUUAGUACCACUCCAAAUAAUCUUUCUUCUGUGAAAUCAGAGAAACAUGAUUGAGAAUAGUCAGGCUGUGCAUGGAAUGACCAGGAGUGGAAAAUGAAGUACAUAAAUCUCAGCUUUAUAGGAACUCUUUUAAUACUGCUUUUCUGACUAAAAUGGUUGUUUACCUGGUCU
Odobenus rosmarus divergens (Pacific walrus) is the source of this 2785-nucleotide messenger RNA. RefSeq names its product zinc finger and BTB domain containing 44 (gene ZBTB44). Gene Ontology annotation, molecular function: protein binding. The coding region runs from base 386 to 1747 and encodes 453 amino acids. NCBI's taxonomy places the organism in Eukaryota, Metazoa, Chordata, Mammalia, Carnivora, Odobenidae. The transcript is spliced from 6 exons. The record is from RefSeq and is a predicted model, not a curated record.